This is a messenger RNA of Ipomoea nil (Japanese morning glory), 960 nucleotides long. RefSeq lists its product as uncharacterized. The transcript has 2 exons. Bases 1 to 960 code for a protein of 319 amino acids. The record is from RefSeq and is a predicted model, not a curated record. NCBI's taxonomy places the organism in Eukaryota, Viridiplantae, Streptophyta, Magnoliopsida, Solanales, Convolvulaceae. Gene Ontology annotation, molecular function: zinc ion binding; nucleic acid binding.
AUGAAGGUACAUGGGGCGGUACCUUGUGGAUUGGCCGAAAGACCAUGGAAAUUCAUGAAGUUGAAUUUUGAAGGGUGGCAACUGAGAAUGUUGUACAACAUAAUGAUUCUCGGCAUGUCAUGGUUCUUGACCGAGAUGGUUCCUAGUGGAAAGGAACACGAGUCUAACGCUCAAACGGUUAGCAUAGUACGUAUUUGGAAAUACUUGGUUUUCCUAUGCCUAAACUAUAUUUUGAAUGGUUUGUGUGACUCGUUGUGGGAAUCUUUGGACCUAAAGUAUACAAGUGAUGACGCUAAGGCAAAGAUGUUUGUCAUUAGCCGAUUACUUGAAUACAAGAUGGUCGAUUCCGGGAUCGUCCGAAGUCAAGUUGACGAAGGAAUGAUUGUGAGUGAAGCCUUUCAAGUGGAAUCUAAUAUCCAUUUGUUGUCUUUGGGCAUAAAGGACUUCAAGAAGCAAUUCUACGGAAAAUGCUUCAAUUGUGGCAUUAUGGGCCACAAGUGGACUGAUUGUAAAGCACUUAUGAGGAAGAAUUACAAUUCGGAAUCUAACGUGGUGAGGGUCAAUCAGAAUGAAUCCGAAAUCAUCCUCUCGGCAAUGGUGACCGAGGUAAACCUGGUUGGUUCGAACCAAAUGGAAUGGUUCAUUGAUACGGGUGCGACCCGACAUAUGUGUUCCAACCGUGAGUUGUUUACUACCUUCGAGACGACUAAUAGUGGGAAGGUAUGGAUGAGAAACUCUGCUCAGUCUACUGUGGAAGGCAUGUGCAAAGUGGUUCUCAAAAUGACCUCUGGGAAAGAGCUGACUCUGGACAACGUUUUGUACGUACCAGAGCUACGAAAGAACUUAGUUUCUGGUUCAUUGUUGAACAAGAAUGGCUUCCGAUUAGAGUUUGAGUCAGAAAAAGUUGUUUUGUCGAAAUCGGGAAUGAGGAACAAUAAAAUUUUUGCAGAGAUGACGUAG